Molecule: messenger RNA, 1477 nt
Organism: Manihot esculenta (cassava)
Lineage: Eukaryota; Viridiplantae; Streptophyta; Magnoliopsida; Malpighiales; Euphorbiaceae
Product: leucine-rich repeat extensin-like protein 6
Exons: 1
Coding region: 272-1363 (363 amino acids)
Molecular function (GO): protein binding
Source: RefSeq, a predicted model, not a curated record
CUAAAAUUACUCACGUUUGCAGUGAAGAAAAGAGGAGAAAGAGCUUAGUUCAUCGGUUAUUAUUCGAUUUGUUCAGUCCUCCAUUGAAUGAAAAAAAAAAAAAAAUCAUGUGGGCAACCCUGCCAAUCACAUGCUAUGCUGUACAUCGUAUUGGAAAAUAUUAAAGAGCAUAUGAAACUUGAAUGUAUAUUAGUUAGAAAAAAAAAAAAAAAUCUAAGUUUCGAUAUCAAUAUAUAUAUAUAGAUCGUUAGUGUGCGGAUCAUUCACCAAGAUGAAGAACUCAUCAAAUCUCAGUCGAGCUCUAUGGGUAGUCGUCUUUAUCGUCUUGUUAUCUUCUGAAUCUCACCAGCACUUCUUUUCUCCCUUCUUCAUCCCAAACCCUAGGCUGAUGAAGGCUUACAUAGCUCUCCAAGCUUGGAAACAUGCAAUGACUUCUGAUCCCAACGAAUUUACUGCCAACUGGUAUGGGCCUGACGUUUGUAAUUACAGUGGUGUUUAUUGUGCAGCAGCACCAGAUGACCCCCACAUUUUAACCGUCGCCGGAAUUGACCUGAAUCACGCCAACAUAGCUGGAUUCUUACCGGAAGAGCUCGGCCUCCUCAAGGACCUUGCUCUCUUCCACUUAAACUCUAACCGUUUCUAUGGCACAAUCCCUGCUACCUUUAUCCAUCUCCACCUUCUUUAUGAACUUGACAUUAGUAACAAUCAAUUUAGUGGUCCUUUUCCUUAUAUUGUUCUUUAUCUUCCUUCACUCAAAUAUCUUGAUAUUAGAUUCAAUGAAUUCCACGGUGAUAUCCCAGACAAAGUUUUUGAGCUAGAACUUGAUGCCCUUUUCCUUAACGAUAACAAAUUUGCUUCAUCUUUACCUGAAAAUCUAGGCAAUUCUCCUGUCUCAGUGUUCGUUAUCGCCAACAAUAACGUUAGUGGAUCCAUCCCUCCAAGUUUGGCAAAAAUGGCAGAGACCCUUGAAGAGAUUAUUCUCUCUAAUUUGGGAUUGACAGGUUGUUUACGCCAAGAUAUUGGGAUGUUAACUGGGUUGAAAGUUCUUGACGUGAGCUUUAACAAGCUAUGUGGGACUUUGCCAGAAUCCAUAGGAAAAAUGAGGAGCUUGGAGCAGCUAAAUGUGGCACAUAAUAAGCUAUCGGGUCAGGUUCCUGAGAAUGUAUGUUCCUUGCCUAACUUAGAAAAAUUCACUUUCUCGUUUAAUUACUUCUCUGGUGAGUCACCUGUGUGCAUUCGUUUACCGGCGAAAGAUGAUACCGGAAAUUGUAUACCAGGUAGGCCUUUGCAGCGAUCUCCUGAAGAAUGUAGGUCUUUUUAUGCACAUCCGGCAUGUGCAGCCAGUACAUGCUCCCGGAGUUAGAACUCCACCGGAGUUGGCAUUGCCAAUAUAUGCCUUUAGUGUAUCACUAUUCGAUUAGUUUGUUGACCAGUGAUCACUAGAUAUAAUUAAUAAAGAAAAAAUAAAUAAUUUGUU